This is a messenger RNA of Pseudopipra pipra, 995 nucleotides long. RefSeq names its product integrin subunit beta 1 binding protein 1 (gene ITGB1BP1). Gene Ontology annotation, cellular component: cell periphery; ruffle; cytoskeleton. Bases 117 to 719 code for a protein of 200 amino acids. Gene Ontology annotation, molecular function: integrin binding. The transcript has 7 exons. Lineage: Eukaryota; Metazoa; Chordata; Aves; Passeriformes; Pipridae. Gene Ontology annotation, biological process: negative regulation of focal adhesion assembly; negative regulation of substrate adhesion-dependent cell spreading. The record is from RefSeq and is a predicted model, not a curated record.
ACCCGGAACGGGAUCGGGAGCGGGCGGCGAGCGGGGCCCGGCGCUCCCGGGGAGCAGCGGCGUCGGGACGGGGGUUGAGGGAGCGGGAAGAUCUUCCUUGAUCCAGUUAUGAAAAGAUGUUUAGAAAAGGAAAAAAGCGACACAGCAGCAGCAGCUCACAAAGCAGUGAAAUCAGCACCAAAAGCAAGUCUGUAGAUUCCAGUCUCGGGGGACUUUCCAGGUCUAGUACUGUGGCCAGUCUAGAUACAGACUCCACAAAAAGUUCAGGACAAAGCAAUAGUAAUUCUGAUACGUGUGCAGAAUUCAGAGUUAAAUAUGUUGGUGCCAUUGAAAAAUUGAAAUAUAAUGAGAGCAAAAGUCUUGAGGGGCCAUUGGACUUGAUAAAUUACAUAGAUGUUGCACAGCAAGAUGGAAAGUUACCUUUUGUUCCAGGUGAAGAGGAGUUUAUUAUGGGAGUUUCCAAAUAUGGCAUUAAAGUUUCAACAUCUGAUCAAUAUGACGUUUUACACAGGCAUGCUCUCUAUCUAAUUGUACGGAUGGUCUGCUAUGAUGAUGGUCUGGGAGCAGGAAAAAGUUUACUGGCUUUGAAGACAACAGAUGCAGCCUCUGAAGAAUGUAGCCUCUGGGUAUAUCAGUGCAAUAGUCUGGAACAAGCACAAGCCAUUUGCAAAGUGUUAUCUACAGCCUUCGAUUCAGUUUUAAUGUCGGAGAAGUCCUGAUGUUCUUGGGCAGCACGUGAGUGUGUAGUACAAGAGGCCUUUGUGAUACCACAGACUGGCUGCAGCCACACAAUCCUAAGACAGACUUGCUGUGCAAAGAGCCACACAACCUUGCACAUGGUACUCUGUCAUUCCUCAAACAUGACUUGAAGAAAUUAUUCCAUCUUCAGGUUUCAGGACAAGAAUUUUAUAUUUAACAUGAUUUUUUUUUCCUAAACCAUGUUUUGUAUAUUAAUGUCAAUAUUGUAGAAAUGUAAAAUAAAACUGACACUUCUG